This is a messenger RNA of Oldenlandia corymbosa var. corymbosa, 543 nucleotides long. The record is from the annotation of a GenBank genome assembly. NCBI's taxonomy places the organism in Eukaryota, Viridiplantae, Streptophyta, Magnoliopsida, Gentianales, Rubiaceae.
AUGGAUCAACAGCAGAGAAAUGAUGUGGGAAGAGCUACUAUUGUUGAAGGGAUUAAUGGGAGCACAAGGAAGAUCAAUGAUGAAUACAACAGAAGAGGAAGAUCAUCCUCGUCGAGAUUAAUGGCAAAACGUCUGGUUAUGGAGGAUGUGAACACAGUGGCUGAAGAUUUCAUCAACAAAUUCAGGAACCAACUCAAGGUUGAGAGAGUAGAGUCCUUUAAACGGUUUCAGGAACUGAUUAACCGAGGGCUGUUUGGGCACAAAGAAAUGCUUUUCUUUUUUUCGAAUGAGCAAUGCAAUGAUAGUCGAAAAUUGAAGGAUGUGGAGAGACAUAUUAGUAGCAUUUCUGCGGCUUUAGCUGGUGAGAGGAGGUUUGGUGGAGUUGGUGUGGGGAGGGAGAACACUUGGAUACGAUGGAUUGCACCACCGGUUGAUUGGAUGAAGGUUAACUCUGAUGGCACCUUUAAUGUUUCCACAGGGAUGGCGAGUGCUGGCGGAAUAUUGAGAGAUCAUUAUGGAAAUUGGCCGGGAGAUUUGCUAUGA